This is a messenger RNA of Thrips palmi, 1384 nucleotides long. Its product is annotated as methionine adenosyltransferase 2 subunit beta-like. The transcript is spliced from 5 exons. The record is from RefSeq and is a predicted model, not a curated record. Gene Ontology annotation, cellular component: methionine adenosyltransferase complex. The coding region runs from base 122 to 1039 and encodes 305 amino acids. Gene Ontology annotation, biological process: S-adenosylmethionine biosynthetic process. Gene Ontology annotation, molecular function: methionine adenosyltransferase regulator activity. NCBI's taxonomy places the organism in Eukaryota, Metazoa, Arthropoda, Insecta, Thysanoptera, Thripidae.
ACUGUACACACCUGUUUGUUUAUGUUUGUUGCUUUUCUGCUGACCGGCUGUCGGGUUGACCUUCAUUCGGCGUUCCGGGGUCACAAUUUGGGUUGGCAUGACAGUUUAGAUCUUGUACGCCAUGGCCAACAAAUCCGAAAAGAGACUGUUCCUUACGGGAGCCUCAGGUUUGUUAGGGAGAGCUAUCCAUCGCAUGUUCAAAGAUGCCGGCUGGAUCGUGUUUGGAACUUCUUUGACCAGAACUGGACCCGAAUUGAAUAAACUAGACCUCACAGACUUUGGAGCCAUAACAACAGCUAUCACCAAGUUUAAACCCACAUUUAUUAUUCAUUCUGCGGCACAGAGGUUCCCCGACAAAGUCAGUGCUGAACCAGAGGCUGCACGCCGUCUAAAUGUGGAUACAACUUUCCAUUUAGCUGAAACUGCAGAUAAGUACGAUAUACCACUCCUAUACAUAAGCACAGAUUAUGUAUUUGACGGUAGCAAUCCUCCUUUUAAGAUUGAUGACAAACCAAACCCUAUAAAUGAAUAUGGGAAACUCAAGCUCGAGGGUGAAGAAGUGGUCCUUGCUGCCAAUAAAGAGCACUUGGUCCUUCGUAUACCUGUUUUGUAUGGACCAGUUGAAAAACUUUCUGAAAGUGCUGUCACAUGUUUGCUGGAACCACUUUUGAAUGUAGCGAAACCAACCAAGGUCUCUGACUAUGAGAAAAGAUGUCCUUCUCAUGUGGAUGACAUUGCUGAUGUGUGUCUCAAUCUUGCUGAAUCAAGACUACAGAGUGCUGCUGUCAGUGGUAUUUUCCAGUGGUGUGGGUCUGAAGUCUUCACCAAAUUUGACAUGGUCCAGAUCAUGAGUGAAGUUUUCAGCCUUCCUGCUGCUCACCUUUCAAAGGCACCUGUUCCAAGUGAAGUUUCUAAUCAACCUGUCAGCCGCCCGUAUGAUACUCAGCUUGAUCGUUCUCGCCUUGAAUCUCUGGGCAUAGGUAGGCAUACACCCUUUGCAGCAGGGAUCCGCAGUGCAUUAGCAGCUUGGGUUUCAUAGAUUCUGAAUGCAUUCCUACACCACCUCAGUUUCACCUGACAAGUUCAAUUCUUUAGGCUUGUACCUGUUGAUAUGUUCAAAUUAGACAGCAUUAGAGAGGUGGGCCUAGAAGUAAUUUUAGAAGUUAUUUUUUAUAAAGUUUAUAUCAAAGGAAUUAUGAUUUUGGUGCUAUGAUUUGUUUUCCCACCGUCUUAUAGUUUACUUUUCUAGAGUUGAGUCUUUUCUCUUUUUGAAUGUUUAUUUAUAUUGUUUGGUGCAUGGGUAUUGCCACAUCCUACAUCCUGUGUGGCAAGUUACAUUUUAAAAUAUUUUUGAAUGACAGACAUUUUAAUCUGUUCAGCUAGA